AAGGCUUGAUGUUGUUGCUGUUGUAUGUUGGAAGUGAUAACCUUUUGUGCUGCAAGAUUUAUUGAUCUGAAGGAGGAUUUUUACCAUAUUUUUGCAGGUGCCCAACGGGUUUCAAGUGCGGAAUCAACUACCAACCUCCUACUGUUGUUCCUGGAGGUGAUCUCGCCAAGGUGCAACGUGCAGUGUGCAUGAUUAGCAACAACACUGCUGUGGCUGAGGUGUUCUCCCGCAUUGACCACAAGUUUGAUCUCAUGUAUGCAAAACGUGCUUUUGUGCAUUGGUAUGUGGGAGAAGGAAUGGAAGAAGGAGAGUUCUCCGAGGCCCGAGAGGAUCUUGCAGCCCUCGAGAAAGACUAUGAAGAAGUUGGCGCUGAGGGUGCUGAUGAUGAUGUAGAUGAAGCAGAGGACUAUUGAGUUUGUGGCUAUGCAUUGAAUGUGUGUGAUUCUAGUCUUCUUUGUUAAUUUGUUUU
This is a messenger RNA of Dendrobium catenatum, 469 nucleotides long. RefSeq names its product tubulin alpha-3 chain-like. Lineage: Eukaryota; Viridiplantae; Streptophyta; Magnoliopsida; Asparagales; Orchidaceae. The record is from RefSeq and is a predicted model, not a curated record. Gene Ontology annotation, biological process: mitotic cell cycle; microtubule cytoskeleton organization. Gene Ontology annotation, molecular function: GTP binding; structural constituent of cytoskeleton. Gene Ontology annotation, cellular component: cytoplasm; microtubule. The transcript has a single exon. Bases 189 to 413 code for a protein of 74 amino acids.